GUCCCCCUUCUCCCCUCCCUCAAGGUGAACUUCACAGUAGACCAGAUACGGGCCAUCAUGGACAAAAAGGCCAACAUCAGGAACAUGUCCGUGAUCGCCCACGUGGACCACGGCAAGUCCACGCUGACGGAUUCCCUGGUGUGCAAGGCCGGGAUCAUCGCCUCGGCUCGGGCCGGCGAGACCCGGUUCACUGACACCCGCAAGGACGAGCAGGAGCGGUGCAUCACCAUCAAAUCCACAGCCAUUUCUCUCUUCUAUGAGCUCUCUGAGAACGACUUGGCCUUCAUCAAGCAGAGCAAGGAUGGUUCUGGUUUCUUGAUCAACCUCAUUGACUCCCCUGGGCACGUGGACUUCUCCUCAGAGGUCACUGCAGCUCUGCGAGUCACUGACGGUGCCCUGGUCGUCGUGGACUGUGUCUCUGGCGUGUGCGUGCAGACAGAGACCGUGCUGCGUCAGGCCAUCGCCGAGAGGAUCAAGCCCGUGCUGAUGAUGAACAAGAUGGACAGAGCGCUGCUGGAGCUGCAGCUGGAGCCAGAGGAGCUGUACCAGACCUUCCAGCGCAUCGUGGAGAACGUCAACGUCAUCAUCUCCACCUACGGAGAGGGAGAGAGCGGCCCCAUGGGCAACAUCAUGAUUGACCCGGUGCUCGGGACCGUGGGCUUCGGCUCGGGCCUGCACGGCUGGGCCUUCACCCUGAAGCAGUUUGCUGAGAUGUACGUGGCAAAGUUUGCUGCCAAGGGAGAUGCCCAGCUCAGCCCAGCUGAGCGUGCCAAGAAAGUCGAGGACAUGAUGAAGAAGCUGUGGGGAGACAGGUACUUUGACCCGGCUACUGGCAAAUUCAGCAAAUCUGCCACCAGCCCUGAUGGAAAGAAACUGCCCAGGACCUUCUGCCAGCUCAUCCUUGACCCCAUCUUCAAGGUUUUCGAUGCAAUCAUGAACUUCAAGAAGGAAGAGGCUGCUAAACUGAUUGAGAAACUGGACAUCAAGCUGGACAGUGAGGACAAGGACAAGGAGGGCAAACCCCUGCUGAAGGCCGUGAUGAGGCGGUGGCUGCCAGCUGGAGAUGCCCUGCUGCAGAUGAUCACCAUCCACCUGCCUUCCCCCGUCACAGCCCAGAAGUAUCGCUGCGAGCUGCUCUACGAGGGCCCCCCUGACGAUGAGGCUGCCAUAGGCAUUAAGAACUGUGACCCCAAAGGCCCCCUGAUGAUGUACAUCUCCAAAAUGGUGCCAACCUCUGACAAGGGACGAUUCUACGCUUUUGGCCGUGUCUUCUCUGGUCUCGUCUCUACUGGCUUGAAAGUCAGAAUCAUGGGACCAAACUACACCCCUGGCAAGAAGGAGGAUCUGUACCUGAAGCCAAUUCAAAGGACCAUUCUCAUGAUGGGCCGCUACGUGGAGCCCAUCGAGGACGUGCCUUGUGGGAACAUCGUGGGGCUGGUUGGUGUGGACCAGUUCCUGGUGAAGACUGGAACCAUCACCACCUUCGAGCACGCCCACAACAUGAGGGUGAUGAAGUUCAGCGUCAGCCCCGUGGUGCGCGUGGCCGUGGAGGCCAAGAACCCGGCCGACCUGCCCAAGCUGGUGGAGGGGCUGAAGCGCCUGGCCAAGUCUGACCCCAUGGUGCAGUGCAUCAUUGAGGAGUCUGGGGAGCACAUCAUCGCUGGCGCUGGGGAGCUGCACCUGGAGAUCUGCCUGAAGGACCUGGAGGAGGACCACGCCUGCAUCCCCAUUAAGGUAGAGAGGCUGAGUACGGCGCGGCGCUGCCUCUACGCGUGCGUGCUGACCGCCCAGCCCCGCCUCAUGGAGCCCAUCUACCUGGUGGAGAUCCAGUGCCCGGAGCAGGUGGUGGGAGGCAUCUAUGGAGUGCUGAACAGGAAACGUGGCCACGUGUUUGAGGAGACCCAGGUGGCCGGGACCCCCAUGUUCGUGGUCAAGGCCUACCUGCCUGUCAACGAGUCCUUCGGUUUCACAGCAGAUCUGAGGUCCAACACGGGUGGCCAGGCCUUCCCCCAGUGUGUCUUUGACCACUGGCAGAUCCUGCCCGGGGACCCCUUCGACAGCGCCACCAGACCAGCCCAGGUGGUGGCCGAGACCCGCAAGCGCAAAGGGCUCAAGGAAGGAAUCCCUGCCCUCGACAACUUCCUGGACAAACUCUAAUGACACUCAUGGAACUCUGGGAGAGCAGGAAAAAUUUAAUUAAUUAGCGUUAUCACCCAUGCCGCCAGGGGCUAGACGCCUGUGACCACCAUCUUGUUAAUUAAAUGGGUUUCAUAGCGAUUUUGAGAACUUCAAAUGAGGAAAACAAACAAAAAGAAAAAAAAAAGCCUUAUAGGUUUCUGUGUUGCACAUGACUCAUCUUUGCCAUUGUAACUAAAACAUUUCCACUAGAUCUGCCCAAUUCUGUAUUUAUUUGACUCAAAAAAAAAAAAAAUACUGCUGCAGAAUGGCCUGGAAGGGAGUGGGGCGUGCUUAAAGAGGACAAGGAAAAUGGGGGGAAAGAGAGAGGGGGUGAGGAUGCCUUAUCUGCAGCCUGACUGUCCGUCGUGCCCAUCGCCGCCUGUAUUAGUGCCACUGGAAUUAAUAAAAUUGGAUAAAUGGUGACGAAAA
Messenger RNA from Zonotrichia albicollis (white-throated sparrow), 2607 nucleotides. The record is from RefSeq and is a predicted model, not a curated record. NCBI's taxonomy places the organism in Eukaryota, Metazoa, Chordata, Aves, Passeriformes, Passerellidae.